Molecule: messenger RNA, 1008 nt
Organism: Miscanthus lutarioriparius
Lineage: Eukaryota; Viridiplantae; Streptophyta; Magnoliopsida; Poales; Poaceae
Source: the annotation of a GenBank genome assembly
AUGCUCUCCAUCGCCAUGGCCGCGCGCCCCGUCGCCGUGAGCUGCUCGCGCCGCCCGCGUCUGCCAACCCAGGCAGCGGCUGCUUCUGCUGAUGUGGAUCCCUCUUCCUCUCCUGCGGUAGUGGUUCGUAGAGUCAACAAACCGGAGGCAGCGGCGAGGCUCUCGUGCUCGCGCCCCAUGGUUCUGGCUUCCGUGGCCGUGGGGAGUCUGGUCGCCGCUGGCGCCGCAAAUGCCGCCGAGCUAUGGGAUCCCUUGGCCUUGCACGGAUCAUCAGGACUCGUCUUGGCUGACCUUGGCAUUGGAGAUUGGUUUGGGGGUUUGCUGUUUUCAGCUGGGCAGCAGGCUAACGAGGCUGUCCAAGAUCAGUUGUCUGCUCUUAGUUUCUCUAGCUUGGCAGUUAUUUUUGGUGCUGGACUUGUAACUAGUUUAUCUCCUUGUACACUCAGUGUUCUACCAUUAACUCUAGGAUAUAUUGGUGCAUUUGGCUCAGGGAAAGGCCGAUCAGAGGUUGUUGGGAAUUCAAUUGCAUUUUCACUAGGACUAGCAACAACCUUAGCUAUUCUUGGUGUUGCUGCUUCUUUUGCUGGAAAGGCUUAUGGUCAGGUAGGACAAGGGCUCCCAGUGGCUGCUUCUGGUUUGGCCAUCAUCAUGGGAUUGAACCUUCUGGAGGUACUUGAAUUGCAACUUCCCUCAUUUUUCAGCGAUUUUGACCCUCGAGCUGCUGCAGCUAACCUCCCUUCAGGUGUACAAGCAUACCUUGCUGGUCUUACAUUUGCAUUGGCAGCAUCACCUUGCAGCACACCUGUUCUUGCUACCCUUCUGGGAUAUGUUGCCACUUCAAGAGACCCAAUUAUUGGAGGAAGCUUAUUGUUGACAUACACAACGGGCUAUGUUGCGCCUCUUCUUAUUGCAGCUUCUUUUGCUGGAGCAUUGCAGAGUUUGUUGUCAUUCAGAAGAUAUUCCGCAUGGAUAAACCCAAUCAGGUAUCUACUUGUUCUUGAAAUCUGA